UCAGGGCCUUAUCCUGAUAUAGUUUUUUUUCCGUUAUAUAUUCCCAAAAAAAAAAAAUAACGGGGAUUUCCACUGUCCUCGGAGUCGGAGAAAAUUAGAAACCGUGACGGUGAGAGAAAUCCAUUCGAAUGAUCUACUUUUCAUGGCCUUCAUCCCUCUUUCUCUCUGUACUCCAUCACUCCCUCAAGAACUUGACCAAACCAUGCCCACUCUCAAUGCCCUCCUUCUCAUCACCCAAAAGAAAAACCCCAAUUCCUAGACUCUUUACCAUGGCACAGAGCCACCUCCAAUGCCCCAACCUCCAUGAAAACCGUAAGGGAAAUACAUGCCCAUCUUAUUGUUACAGGCCUUUACACACAGUCAUCUGCCAUGGCCAAGCUCCUAAGCUAUUGUGCCAUGUCCACAGUCUCUUUAGCCUAUGCGCACCUCAUCUUCGAUCAAAUUCAAAACCCCAGUAUCCAUUCAUGGAACACCAUGAUCAGAGGCUUCUCACAAAGCAGCAAACCCAAAGAAGCUCUCUCUCUCUACUGUAAAUUGCAUCGAAGCUCUCUCUCACCUGACAAUUAUACAUUCCCCUUUGUUCUCACUGCCUGCGCUCGCAUCCCGGCUCUUUUCGAAGGCCUUCAAAUCCAUGGCCAAGCACUAAAGCUUGGGUUUUACCCAACCCUCUAUGUUCAAAAUGUGCUGAUAAGUAUGUACUCGAAUUGCUGUUGUUUGAAUUAUGCACAAAAAGUAUUCGAUGAAAUGCAUAAUAGAGAUAUAGUUUCCUGGAACACUUUGAUAACAGGUUAUAGCCAUGCCAAUAUGUCCAGAGAGGUGUUGGGUUUGUUCUAUAAGGUGCAGGCUGAGGCCUUGGAAGCUGAUUCAGUCACCAUGGUUAAAGUGGUCUCAGCUUGCACUCGCUUGCAAGAUUGGGCAACUGGUCAGGCCAUGGCCGACUAUAUUGAAGAGAGAAAAGUAAGGAUAGAUGUCUAUCUUGGCAACACUUUGAUAGACAUGUAUGGUCGACAAUGCUUGACUGUGGAGGCCCAAAGGGUCUUCGACAAAAUGCUUGAUAGGAAUGUGGUCUCGUGGAAUGCUCUGAUCACUUCUUAUGCGAAGGCAGGGAACUUGCAUAAGGCUCGAUCGCUAUUUGAUGAGAUGCCCCAACAAGACUUGAUCUCUUGGACAGCUAUAAUUGUUGGUUAUUCCCAAGCAAGCCAAUUCUCUGAGGCCAUUACCCUCUUUAGAGAGAUGAGGCUCAAAGGAGUGAAGCCUGACAAUUUCACGAUUGCGAGCGUUCUAUCAGCUUGUGGCCAUCUAGGGGCUCUAAGCAUAGGCCGGUGGGUCCAUGCUUGUAUAGAUGAGUGUGGUUUAAGACCCGAUAUACAUGUAGGCAAUGCGUUAAUCGACAUGUAUUGCAAGUGUGGAGACACCACGUCGGGGCUGCAAGUCUUUCAGGGCAUGAUAGAGAAGGACUUACUAACAUGGAAUUCUAUUAUUUUAGGAUUGGCCCUCAAUGGGCAUGCUAGAGAAGCUCUAGAAUUCUUUUCGAAGAUAGUAGAAAGCGGAGUUCGCCCUAAUGGGGUGACCUUCCUUGGUGUCCUGUUUGCUUGUACUCACAAAGGUUUAAUUGAUUUGGGGUGGCUCCACUUUGAAAGCAUGGAGGAGGUCUAUGGGGUGGUGCCUGAUAUGAAGCACUAUGGUUGCAUGGUGGACCUUUUAAGUCGAGCUGGGGACCUUGACAGUGCGUAUAAAUUCGUUGAGAGAAUCCCCAUCCAGCCAGACCCAGUGGUUUGGCGAACCUUGUUAAGUGCUUGUGCAAUCUAUGGUAAUGUAAGCCUAGCUGAGAUCACCAUGGAGAAGCUUUUAGAGUUAGAGCCAAGCAAUAGUGGGAAUUAUAUAUUGUUAUCGAAUGUUUAUUCGACGGCUGGUAGGUGGGAAGAUGCAAUGAGCAUCAGGAAGUUGAUGAAGGAUGGCGAUGUGCAGAAGGCUCCUGGUUGUAGCUCGAUUGAGGUGGAUGACAAGGUCGACGAACCCAAGAUUGAACACAAUAUAUGAGAAAGAAGUUAGGGGGGGUUUAUGAUUUCUUGGUUAGAUAUGGAGUUUGAAUCUGUUGGCCACGGGGUCACAGCGGGACUAAUGUUAUAUUAAUUUUUAUCAGAGAAAAGAUGGUAUUUGGCCAUGGCAUUGGCAUUUGCCUUAGCGGUUAGGGCGUUGAGGGCUGCAGCACUAACCAUUUAAAUGUACUACUACAGAAGCAAACUCCAUCUUCCAAAGUCUUAGAGAUGAAUUUCGGAUCCAAAAUUUUAUAGGUCUAUCAUCUCGACCACAAUGAUUAUGAUUUGGGAGAAAUUAAAUUCUAAACACCGAAAAUGGUCUAUCGUUAACUGUUUUUUGUUUAACCAUUUGCUUCCAUUUUGUAAAGAUCAUUGGCUUUGCAAUAUUUGUGGAACUCCAUAUUUAUGGA
This is a messenger RNA of Amborella trichopoda, 2449 nucleotides long. The record is from RefSeq and is a predicted model, not a curated record. NCBI's taxonomy places the organism in Eukaryota, Viridiplantae, Streptophyta, Magnoliopsida, Amborellales, Amborellaceae.